Molecule: messenger RNA, 1797 nt
Organism: Spinacia oleracea (spinach)
Lineage: Eukaryota; Viridiplantae; Streptophyta; Magnoliopsida; Caryophyllales; Amaranthaceae
Product: serine/threonine-protein kinase PBL34
Exons: 6
Coding region: 243-1556 (437 amino acids)
Biological process (GO): protein phosphorylation
Molecular function (GO): ATP binding; protein kinase activity
Source: RefSeq, a predicted model, not a curated record
UCAAAAUCUUCAACAACAACAACAACAACAACAACAAUUCCUUUCUCUCUCCUCAUUUUUAUAAUCUUUCUUCCAAAUUACUCUCCUUUUAACUCCCUCCCUUUUUCCUCUCUCUCUCUCUCUCUCUCUUCUCUGCUUUCUCUGUCAUGCCCUGCAAUCAUAUUCAUUCAUAACAAUAACUACCCCAUGAAACUCACAUCCAGUUAGAAUUUUUCACCCUAGAAAAAAACAAAAACACAAAAAUGGAAAAGAAGUGUGGUUGCUGGGCAGUUUUGCGCAGAAAUGUUACAAGUUCCUGCAAACCUUCUUCUAAUUCCAAAAAAAACUCUGCUAAUUCCAUCCCUCGUUCUAGCCUUGUUUAUGAUGCAGCUGCUGAAACCAGGUAUUUGAAUGCUAGCAACAGGGAAAUGUGUGUACCAAAUGAUGAAGCUAAGCUUCCCUCUGAACCUCCUGAUCCACCACCACCUUCAGAGACCUGCAGACCCCCUCCUCAACUCCUGCAGUUUACAUUUCAAGAGUUAAAAUCUGCCACCGGGAACUUUAGACCCGAUAGCAUACUCGGGGAGGGCGGUUUUGGGUAUGUAUUUAAAGGGUGGAUUGAAGAGAACAGCACCUCACCUGCGAAACCGGGUACUGGAGUUACUGUUGCUGUCAAAAGUCUGAAGCCAGAUGGUUUACAAGGACACAGAGAAUGGGUGGCUGAAGUUGACUUUCUUGGUCAACUUCAUCAUACCAAUCUUGUUAAGCUUGUUGGGUAUUGUAGUGAAGAUGAUCAGAGACUUCUAGUGUAUGAGUUCAUGACACGAGGAAGCCUCGAAAACCAUCUCUUUCGAAGAACUAUGCCUCUGUCAUGGCCCUGCAGAAUGAAGAUAGCCCUUGGUGCAGCCAAAGGUUUGGCAUUUCUUCAUGGGAACCGGGAACCUGUCAUUUACCGAGAUUUUAAAACCUCGAACAUUUUGCUUGAUACGGAAUUCAAUGCAAAACUCUCAGAUUUUGGUCUAGCCAAAGCAGGACCUCAAGGGGACAACACCCAUGUUUCUACAAGAGUAGUAGGAACUUAUGGUUAUGCUGCCCCUGAAUACGUGAUGACCGGGCACUUGACAUCUAAGAGUGACGUGUACAGCUUUGGUGUAGUACUACUAGAGAUCCUAACAGGGAGGAGAUCAAUGGACAAGAAACGGCCAAGCGGUGAACAAAACCUAGUGAGUUGGGCACGACCAUAUCUAAGUGACAAGAGAAAGCUGUAUCAAAUAGUUGAUCCUCGUUUGGAGCUUAACUAUUCCAUUAAAGGUGUACAAAAGGUCUCUCAGUUGUCCUAUGGUUGCCUUAACAGAGACCCUAAGUCCCGUCCUUCAAUGGAUGAAAUUGUUAAGGUCCUCAUCCCUUUGCUAGACCUCAAUGACAUGGCCAUUAUAUCAUAUCAGUCACGGUUAUCUCAACCAGGAAGGCGAAGGAGGAAAUCUGAUGGACAUGUCCUUAACAUGUCUUCCCACCCCCUUCAGAUUAGAAAUAUUAGGGGCUCUCCUUUGAAUUCUGGUAAGCAUCACCCUUGCUAACUAAUUCAUUGGAUAUUUUAUCAUUUUUUUUUUUAUUUUCUUCGAGUUGUUCAAUCUGCUCGAAAAGCUGUGUUAUUGGGAGAUUCUCCGAGAGUUUGAGCUAGUUGCAAUGGAGUUUAUCACGUCUAAUGAUAGCUCCAAUGCUUCAUAGAUCCUCGUUUUUAAUUUUUAAUACAUAUAUAGAUGUAAUUGUAGCAUUGAUCUCUUGAUGAAUUACCUUAAGAAUUGUCUUGAUUAGCUA